AUGAAUAGCUCUUUUUUCAAUAAUCAUUACCGCUUUUCUCUUUUUCUGUUUUUCUUUCUUUCUUCGUUAAACUAUUUUGUCUUACAUUCUUUUGCUUGUGAUUUUUUGGUUGGUUUAUCUUCUUUCUUUCUUUCUUUCUUUUUUUCUUUCUUAAGCUAUCAUCUAUCGCGUUUAACUAUCCUUUGUUUUAUUUUUGUAUGUUCCCAUGUUUUUCUUUCACUCGUCUGUUUUCUUUUACUUUUCACUACUCUUUCUUUCAUUUUGAAUUUUCUUUCUUUCCUUCUCAAUCUUUUAAUUGCCCUUUCUUUCAUUUUGAAUUUUCUUUCUUUCUUUCUCAAAGCUUUAUUCUUUCUUUUUCUUCUUUCUCUCUUUCUUUCUCUCUUUCUUUCUCUCUUUCUUUCUUUCUUUCUUUCUUUCUUUAAGCUAUUUACUUUAGCUUCUAACUACCCUUUCUUUCAUUUUGAAUUUUCUCUCUCUCUUUCUUUCUUUCUUUCUUUCUUUCUUUCUCAAAGCGAUAUUCUUUCAUUUUCACUUUUUUGUUUGGUCCCUUUCUUUCUUAAUCACUGUUCUUUCGCUUUUAACUAUAUUUUCUUUCUUUCUUUCUUACUUUCUUUCUUUCUUUCUUUCUUUCUUUAUUUAUUUAUUUAUUAA
Acanthosepion pharaonis is the source of this 651-nucleotide messenger RNA. Lineage: Eukaryota; Metazoa; Mollusca; Cephalopoda; Sepiida; Sepiidae. The record is from the annotation of a GenBank genome assembly.